Messenger RNA from Halteromyces radiatus, 2229 nucleotides. RefSeq names its product Metallo-dependent phosphatase-like protein. The record is from RefSeq and is a predicted model, not a curated record. Gene Ontology annotation, molecular function: hydrolase activity. The transcript is spliced from 6 exons. Gene Ontology annotation, biological process: nucleotide catabolic process. The coding region runs from base 23 to 2134 and encodes 703 amino acids. NCBI's taxonomy places the organism in Eukaryota, Fungi, Mucoromycota, Mucoromycetes, Mucorales, Cunninghamellaceae.
AUUUCACUUUUUAUAUAUUGUUAUGACAUUAACAACAACUCUUGAUAUUCUUCAUUUCAAUGAUGUUUAUCAUGUAGCACCAUCUAAAGAAGAACCUGUAGGUGGAGCAUCUCGAUUUGCUACUGCUAUCAAAGAAGCAAGAGCUCAAGUUGGUCAUGAUCCUCUUUUACUGUUUUCUGGUGACGCUUUCAAUCCUUCUUUGGAAGGUUCUAUCACAAGAGGAACUCAUAUUACUGAAGUUUUGAACGAAUUGAAUAUUGACGUUGCAUGCGUUGGCAACCAUGACUUUGACUUUGGUGUACCUCAAUUACGAAAACUGAUCGGCAAUUGUAACUUUCCAUGGUUAUGUUCCAAUGUUAUGUAUGCGGAUGGGUCCACUCCAGAACCUUUGAAACGUUGGCAUAUACUUGACGACAAGAAGAACUCGGGUCUUGUUAUUGGUGUUAUUGGCUUGGUUGAAGAAGAAUGGAUCCAAACAAUUCCCUCGUUUCCCUCGGAUUUACUCUAUCAUGAUUUUAUUCAAGUCGGCAAAGAACUUUGUGACAUGUUACGUGAUCCUGAAGGACCAUACAAGGUGGAUAUAGUGAUUGCUCUGACUCAUAUGCGUGUUCCCAACGAUGUUAAAUUAGCCUCCAAUUGUUAUGACUCAAUCGAUCUCAUUUUGGGUGGGCAUGAUCAUUUUUAUUAUGUUUCGAAAUCCAUUGACAUUGUGGGUGAGAAUUGGUCAAGGGAAGAAAACUUGAAAGAUGUUGGCUUUGAUCCUGAACAACAUCUCAAAGGUGAUCUACCGAUUCGUGUGAUGAAAAGUGGUACAGACUUUCGUGAAUUUGGUCUAUUGCAUUUGGUUAUCGACACUGAUGAAAAGGGGAAAAAAUAUAUUCAGCAUAUGUCAGCGGAACACAAGUUGGUGACCUCUCAAAUUGAACCUGAUCCUAAUAUGGAGGAAAUUGUGACUCAAGUAUCAAAACUAGUUUCUUCCAAAACUGAACGAUCUAUUGGUUACACCACUAUUCCAUUGGAAGGGCGUAGUAUGAAGGUACGAACACAAGAAACCAAUCUGGGAAAUUUGACAGCCGACGUGAUGCUUGCAACUUAUUCAACCCUGAAUCCUCCUGCAGAAAUCGCAUUAUGCUCUGGUGGCAGUAUUCGGAAUGACAGUGUAAUGGAUAUUGGACCUAUUACUCUUGGUGAUAUAAUGACAAUGUUCCCUUUCCAAGAUCCUAUGGUAGUGGUUCGAUUGACAGGACAGCAAAUAUGGGAUGCGAUGGAAAACAGUGUAUCAGAAUUCCCGAAACAAGAAGGUAGAUUCCCUCAAGUGGCCGGUAUUCGUGUUGAAUGGUCAUCUCAGCAACCUCGUGGCAAACGCAUCAAGAGUAUUCUUUGUGUCAAACAUACACCAAAUCAAGAAUAUCAUCGUCGCAAACACUCUAUCUUACCUGAUCAAGAUGAACUUUCAGCAAAAUACCAACCUGAAAACAUGAUUCCCCUGGAUUUGGAAAAAGAAUAUGUAGUGGUCACACGAAAUUACAUGACAAAAGGCUAUGAUGGCUAUACUGCUCUGCAAGUGUCAUCGGACAAAUAUAUUGUGGAUUAUGAAAAUGGCGUGUUUAUGUCUACGAUUUAUCGCAAAUUCUUCUUGGGACUCAAAUAUAUCAAUGCAUUCCGAGAACACUUUGUGAAACAACAUCAAAACGACAAGAAAUACAAUAACGAUUUGGAUCAUCAUGAAGAAAAAGCAAGAAAGGAACAUGUGGAUCUUUUGGUGGCAUCGAUUGCAAGACAUUGGCGUAAAGAAGCAUUGAAGAUUCAAGAACAUAAUCAUCCUCUGGAUGGCCGAACGUGUGGUUGUCCUAGCUCAACAGAUUGUCAAAAAUACUUUUCGCAUCAAGUGGAAGUCAGGGCAAAAUGGCAUUGUUUGAAUGAUUCGAUCAUGGACGCUUUAGAAGGUGCUCAAUUGGGUCAUCCAUCGUGUAUUCGAUCCGAAGAUGAAGAAGAUGCUGUGGAAAGUGGCGAAUCGGAAAAGAUGUAUACCUGGAAUGAUAGUAACAUUGUACAACAACGACAAGAAUCUUGGAUCAAACGAUGGGCUAGUAUUUGUCCUAUAGUACAAGGUAGAUUAAUUCAAUUAGAUUAGUAGUUUAGAUUAGAAAUGUAUAUAUUUGUAUCUAUAAAGUCAUAGAAACUACAUAUUAUAUAUAGCAAAUCAAUGAAUCUAUGUGUGUGUGUGUG